Malaclemys terrapin pileata is the source of this 3307-nucleotide messenger RNA. Its product is annotated as protein MROH8-like. NCBI's taxonomy places the organism in Eukaryota, Metazoa, Chordata, Testudines, Emydidae. The transcript has 3 exons. The record is from RefSeq and is a predicted model, not a curated record. Bases 46 to 405 code for a protein of 119 amino acids.
UCUGACCCAUGACUCUCUCUUGCUUUGCAGGAUCUGCAAAGGGUCAUGCCAGACCUCCUGGACGCCAUGCUGGGGAACCUGCUGGCAAAGUCCCCAGACACCGACAAGCUCCACUACAUCUUGGAGGCGAGCCCGAUGAGAGGGAACUCAGCCGAAUUCCCCAAGAUGGGUCACCACGUGGCACAGCUGGCUCUGUUCGUCGGUGACCCAGCCAAGGACAUCAGCUGGCAGGCCAGGGAGGGGGUUUACCGGCUCUACCAGCUGCUGCUGCACCAGAGGGAGCUGACCAUCCACGAAGCCGAAGACCUGUGGGUGUGCGACUGGCACCAGGACAGCAGGCUCCUGGGGUACAAAAACACAGCCAGGGUCGGGGAGGUAAGGACACUCUGCCAGGGCAUGGCAUAGCUCUGGCAGUGCGGGUGGCUGCCUCCUGGAGCCACUCGACGGAGAUGCCGUUGUAGGCCAGGAUUUGGAGCCUGGUUCUGGGCAAUCUGCUGAAGCCUCACAUCCGGUUGGUUUCAGGUCUUUGGAAAAUUCUUCUCAGAGGGGCAGAGAAGAUUCUUCCUCCGGACAGCAGUGCUGGCCAUGCACAGUCUCGUGCUACGUGUCAGCCAGGCUGGGCUGCUGGUGACGGUGCUGGUGGUAGUGGCUCUGCCUUCAGAGUUGGGCUCUUGGCCUGCAGCCACCGCUCUCCCACCACCCAGCUCUGAAGCAGCAUAGAAGUAAGGGUGGUAAUACCACGGCACCCCCCACCCCCCCACAAAAUAGCCUUGCAACACAAUAGCCUUUUGGGUUGGGAUCCCCACUUUGAAAAAUGCUGACCUGAAGUCUUUACAUGUUUAUAUUUUAAAAUACAUAUUCAUGAUUUGUGACAACACCAUGAAAUUUAAGAUUUAAAGAUCUGUAACUGUGAAAAUCAAGAUUUUAAAAAUGCUAUGACCGUAACAUUUUUCAAAAUGGACUGUGAAUUUCAUAGAGCCCUAAUGAUGAAUCUGUCUUUCAGUGACCUCUCAUCUUAAAGACCAGAUGUCUGGGUGGUGAGCCAAGAGCUGGAUUUCCUAAGGGGACUGUCUUUUCUGAUUACAGGUUAACCAGUAUAGUGAGACAGAAGAUCAUUUUGUUACCGCUUGGUAAACUCUGAUAGAAUAACCAUCAGUUUGGGGUGUAUCUGCCCAGUUUCAUACAGUUUAUCCUGAAUAUGGUAUUCUCAGUUGUGACCCACUUCAUAGAUUAAGUCCAGAAGGGACCAUUACAUCAUCUAGUUUGCCCUUGUGUGUAACACAGGCCAGAGAAUUUCACCCAGUUACCCCUGUACUGAGCCCAAUAAUGUAUUUGUCUGAAGCAUGGUCCAGAAAGGCGUCCAGUCUGGAUUUGAAGACACCAGGAGAUGGAGAACCCACUUCCCUUGGUGACACUGAGAUUAGAAUGAAAUCUCUGAGAGCAGAAGAAAGUGACCAGAGCAGGAAAUGCCCAAGGGGUGGGGGGAAGGGACCUCAGACAGGACCGGAGACAGAUGCUGAAAUCACUUUCACUUCUCUUCCGGCGCAGACUGACAGCAGCAUCCUGACUUCCUUUGGGCAGAGCUGGCAUGGAGAAGACAUGGAAAAAGCUGCUGUGGCAGACCCUGGAAGAGCAGGGGGACGGAGAGUUCAGGAGAUAGGAGAGCAGGCUGCAAGUGGCCCUGCUGGACCGAGGGGUGAGGCCCAUUCCCUGUGAGAAGCUGGACAUAGGGGCUGCCACAGCUAUUAAGGAUGUGCAGAUCAGGUUCUGCACCGAGCGCUACGGGGUGGAGGUGGCCGUGAAGGUGCUGACAGACAUCGACCGCAGAGACAGUACAGAAUGAGCUCGGGAGAGAUCAGACCCCCUAAUGGGGAACCCACAUUACACACCCCGACCUGCCAUCUUAUUUCUGUGCACAGCCCAGCCAGGGAUCAAUCCAGCUCUUGCCAUCAGGAGGAGUCAGCUCGGUUCCCCGAAGCUUGUCCCCUUCUGUCCUGUUCCCUCCAACCUCUCCCAGUCCUGCCUCUUCCCCACCCGCCACUCCUCAGUCCAGUCCCACUCGUCUUCCCCAGCGAGUCCCAGGUUCUCCUUGCCCAGCCAGUCCCAGUUCCUCACAGCUCCUCGUCUGAUCUGUAUCUCCCCUCUCCCAACACUGUUUCCUUGUCCAGCCAGUCCCUGUCUCAGCCUGUCCAGUCUCAGUGUGCCCUGUCCCCCUGGCCCUCCAUCCAACGGGCUCCCAAUCCCGUCCUUUCUGUCUGUCACUGGCUGAGUCGUGGGUGCUCUGGCCUAAUGGGCGGAGUAAGAGUCUGAACUCAGAAGAGACGGGUCCUGAGGCAGAGCCAAGGGUCGGAGCUGGGACUUAGAAGCCAAAGGGUAACUGGAGUCAGUCAGGAGGCACAGCAAAGGGUCAGAAUUGGGAGUCCAAAGCCAGCAUGGAGCUGGGGCUGGAGCAGAGCUAGACACAGCACAGCAGGGACAGGACCAAGCACAGCUGCAGCCAAGGAGCAUGUUGAGCAGCCAGUGCUCUGUUAUUGCUGCUGGCCCUGCGGCCAGUCAGACCCUGCGAUCAAUCAGGCAGCUCCAGGCCAGGGCAGCUGGGCCUACUAGUUGCCAGGCAGCGAACUUAGCUGGGGAGCAGGUCAGUGGCUGCACCUAGCUGACCUGACCCCUGUGAGUAGCCCACUUUCAGGGGCACCUUCCAGGAGCCCAUGAACCAGGAUUCUUGAGGUCUGCUCUGGGAAAGUACGCAGAAGGCCCGGGGCAUGGCCAUGUUCCGUGGGAUCCCAUGAGCUCACAGAACUCCAUCUGUUUCUUUUAACAAAGAGAAGGUAAGGGGUGACCUGUAAGUAUCACAUAGGAAACAAAUAUUUCAUAAUGGGCUCUUCAAUCUAGCUGACAAAGGUAUAACAUGAUCCAAUGGCUGAAAGUUGAAGCAAGACACAUUCUGAUUAGAAAUAGGGCACACAUUUCUGACAGUGAAGGUAAUUAACCAUUUGGGAACAAUUUACCAAGGUCCUGGUGGAUUCUUAAAAUGGGAUGUUUUGUUAAAUGAUCUGCUCUAGGAAUCCCCCCACCCCCUCAAAUCUUUUCUAUACUUCUGCCACCCACACCCAACAACUCUCCUGGUUCACUCCCAGCCUCCUCCCAGCAAGUAUUUCCCUCUCCCUCACUCCUCCGUUAGCCUGACUCCCGCAAGCCUUUGCGCUGCUUCUGAGGGGUGCGGGAAAUACAUUUCUAUAUUGUAUUUUACAUGAAUUCUUACUCAAAGUUCUGUAUUAAUAUGCCUAGUAAGGAAUCUAUUUGUCAA